Messenger RNA from Mustela erminea (ermine), 6855 nucleotides. It is a transcript of the gene ARHGAP27, whose product is annotated as Rho GTPase activating protein 27. Gene Ontology annotation, biological process: signal transduction; regulation of GTPase activity. Gene Ontology annotation, molecular function: protein binding. Gene Ontology annotation, cellular component: cytoplasm. The record is from RefSeq and is a predicted model, not a curated record. Lineage: Eukaryota; Metazoa; Chordata; Mammalia; Carnivora; Mustelidae. The transcript has 16 exons. The coding region runs from base 3331 to 5424 and encodes 697 amino acids.
AAGAAAUUAAAAUAAGGUGGAGAGACCUCAAGUUUGUUGAAAUGCCAAAGGGUCAAAGGCAGUCAAAUGGGAGGGGUUAGAGAUUUGAGGAACAGCUGCUUCUGGGCGAGCAAGAGAGGCGGUGGGAUCCUGGGAUCCCCCUGGGCCUGCUCGGGGAGGUCACUUCGGACAGGGGCACCUGGUCCCUCCACUGGGGAAGUGAGAAGGAAGGGUGAGUGCAUGUGCCGCUACAUUAGAAGCCCUGGCCACAUUCUCCUCCCUAGGCUGGCUCCUGAGUACAGCCUCCUCAGGCCCACAGUUCCCUUGACAGACGGUUUCUCAUUCCUCCUGGCCCAACCUUGGGAGACAUCCUGGGUGUCUGCCAGCCUAAUCCAGAGCACAGGGCGUGGGAGUGGUGAAGGGGCUCCGCCCCAGGCCCCACCUGCCCUGGAGGAGCAAGCCAAGCACACAGUCCCAUGAGGCCACUGAAAGGCUGGGGGCAGAGUCCAGAGCCAAGGGCAUUCCAUAGAAACCGAGAAGCAGAAAAGCAGAAGCACAACCGUGCCUUCUUCCCCACGGUCCCCGGUGCAGGGGGUGGAACUCGGGGGCCUGCUUGACGCUUUCAUGGAAGCCAGUCUUGCGAGCAGGGAGAGAAUGACAGACAGCCCAUUCUAUGGAUAAAGAAACAGAGGCCCAGAGAUGCAAGGAACUGCCCAGAGAGAAGCUAGGGCACAAUCCACGUGAGAAGCCAUGUCCCUGAAUCCUGCUUCAUUCUUUUUUUCCUUUUAACCCAAUGACGAUGCUUCUGCUCCAGACCCCAGGGAAGAAUCUCACCUUGGGCUACUGUGUUGGGACCCGCAAGCCUCAGGGCAAAGCAGUAAGAUUAUACCGAGCCUCAUCUUAACACAACAUGUCUGAGCCGCUGCCCAAAUCACUUAUACCAGACUCUCCGGGUUCGGGGUUGGGCGGGCGGUGCUUGGCAGCUCCAGGCAUGGUUCCCCACCAUUCUGAGGCUUGAAGACCCUGGAGGGUGACCCACUGCACACUGGUGGACUUGUCUGUCAGGGCUAGGGGCGGAUCCGGUGAGGCCUGGACUCUGUCCUGGAGAGGGCGUGCUCAGGAGCGGGAAGGAUGCCAGUUCUGGGCACUGCGCUAAGCUCCCUGAGGCAAAGAUCACAGUUUAUUCUCCACUCUUCCUCCACCCAGCCUGGCUGGCCUGGAGUCAGCAAGAGAGGUCCCAUCCCCUCCGUGACCCCCUGAGCCUGUCUCUGGGCUCUAGUCACUGGUUUGCAGGCAUUUCUUUUGCCUCUGGCCACAGAGAGCUGAUAGGAUUUUCUGGUUGCACCUGCUUGUGAGGUUUUUGGGGAGAAAGGGUGAGGACAGAGGGCUGGAGAGGCGUCAGUGUGCAGCAGGCUUGUUCUGUCCCCUCCUCCACCGUGUGCCUAGAGGCAAAGAGAGGUGUGAGGGUGUGGUUAGCGGGGGUAGGACCCCAGGAGGGGGGGGAGCUGCUGUGGUCACACCUCCUCUCCCCGGGGAGGGGAGGCCUGGACGGGAGGCCGGAGGAGCCAGCCUCCAAGAGCAGCCUAGAGCUGUGUGGGUUUGGCUCUGUCCCCAGGGUGUGGGGCCAGAGCCCUCUGGGAGCCCCCCCCCUCAGCAUGGGGCCAGACUUAUUCCUGGGAAGAAGCAGCAUUUUCUGUGGUCCUGGUCACCUGUACUGUCUCUCUUGUUUCCUGCCGUGAGGAGACCCCCUCCUUCCUAAUUCUAGAGCAGGCCAGCGCUAAGGGCCCGGGUUCCCGCACCUGCCUCCUCUCUCUCCUUCCCCUCCCCGGCUCCUCCCUGCUGCCGGCUGCCCUGGCAUUUACAGAGGCUCUGCCGGUCUCCUGGGCCUGGCUCCGUCUCCCUUGGUGACCUAGCAUGUGUGUGGCCCGUGUCCCUCAGGGUGGGGGCAGCAGGAUGCGUCAUGUGUGUGACAAGUAGGAGGACUCCAAGCCUCUCUGCCCCCAGUGUUCCGGGCUUCCGUGCCCCACAAGGGAUGGUAGUGUACUAGAGCUUUGAGGGCGUAGUAGGGCUGAAGUCCCUGGCUUGCGCUGGCUGUGGUCUGCGCCAGUGUCCCACGCUCCCAAUCUACACGAUGCCGGGCGCUACUUGGGUGUCCCUGUCCGGGGGCCAUAGCGGGUGCAGGGAAGGGGUGGCCUUCCUGGGGGGACAUGGGCAAGGGGGAAAGUCGGGCCAGGGCUGGGAACAGGAGGCUUACUGAAAUGGGAAAACAGCCCACAAGGGGUCUGGGAUCCUGGGUGGAAGGUGGGGUUCCGAGCCCGAAGCAAGAACUGGGCAGCCUUUGUGGGAGAGCCGUGGGCAGCGGGUGGGUGGGCGGCAGGGUGCUGCCUGGCCUCUGGAGCUGGGGAGGAGGCACCUAUGAGGGUGUUCGUAAGACAAGGUGGUCCCCAAGGGCUGGGGUGGAGCGCAGCGUCUCACUCAGGACACCCUGUGCCCGUUGUGCAUGGCUGGGUUUUGAACACCCACUUGAUGAGAGAGUGAAGAGAGGGGAGGCCAGGGGAAGCUGUUGGUUGUAGGGCUGUGGAGGAGCUAGUCCCUGUCCCCUUCUCUGGGUCCUAGGAGUGUGGGGGCAUGUGACUGGACACACAGGCAGGGGCAUGUGCUAGCAUCUUGGUGACCAAGGCCGGAGGAGGCAGGCUCAGACAGUCAGGCGAGUGGAUUGUGAUGUGGUCAAAAUCCCUCCUGUCCUCUGUGUGCCUGGAAGACUCCAGACGCUGGCCGCCUCUGAUACGAUGGCCGCCCAGGCCCCUUCCUCUUUGAGACGCUCCCCGCACUGCAGUACACACACCAGCUUCCUCUUCCCCAUCACAUCCUCCCCGUGCUUUGGGGGAAUUGAAGGCCACUCCGUGUCUUGUCCAGGCCAGCCCAGGUGUCCGGCACCCAGCAGCCCCCCUCCGCCUGCUCCCAGCCAUGCAGCAGCCACCCCCUCCCCCACCCAUGGUUCCAGUGGCCUCCUGCUCCACGGGGGGGGGGGGGGGGGGGGGGGGGCCGGGCCCGGGAUUCAGAACCCGCAGGUGAUCAGAGCAUUGAGUAGGAAGGCUCACCGGGACACAUAAAAAUACCCCGACCUGAGACACCCCCACUCCACCCCACCCCACCCUAUCUCAGGCAGCCUCUGUCUCCGGCAGCACUUCCGUAGCCCCGACAGGAAAUGGGCUGGAGGCUCAGCUUCCCUCCAUCUCAGAGCAACUUCUUGUUUCACCAUUGCCCUGUGCCAGCCCUGGGGUUGUGCCCCCUUGGCUCCACCCCUGAAACCUUCCCAGGGCUCUGUCCCAGCAGCUGCGAGGGCACAGGAUGGUGGACGUGAUUGCCAAGCUGACCAAGAGGCGGAGUCGGGCCCUGCGGGUACAGGUAGAGGACCCUGGCAUUUUGGGGCAAGCUCAGCCUCUGAUGGGGAUGGCUGAGGGCCUCUGCAUCAAGGGGCCCGGGGGCGCCUCCGUCCUCUGGCCUUCCCAGGAGGUGGAUGACCCCCCGGAGCCUGUGUACGAGAACGUAGAGAGGCAGCCUUCGGUCUCUUCGCCAGGCGCCACCGCGGGCCCCCGCCCCCCGGCGUGGGAGACGCACACGGACGCGGGCAGCGGGCGCCCCUACUACUACAACCCAGACACGGGCGUGACCACCUGGGAGUCGCCCUUCGAGGCUGGCGAGGGCAUCGCCAGCCCGGCCACCUCCCCCGCCUCGGUGGGCAGCCGCGAGAGCCUCGAGACCGACUGGGGUCAGUACUGGGAUGAGGAGAGCCGCAGGGUGUUCUUCUACAACCCGCUGACGGGCGAGACCGUCUGGGAGGACGAGACCGAGGACGAGCCAGAGGACGAGCUGGAAAUGCAGCCGGGCCUGAGCCCGCUCAGCCCCAGGGACCAGAGGCCCCCUACCCCUGAGACGGAUUACCCCGAGUCGCUGACCAGUUACCCGGAGGAGGACUAUUCCCCCGUGGGCUCUUUCAGUGAGCCCCGGUCCACCUCUCCUUUGGCCACGCCCCCCGGAUGGUCUCUCCAAGUGAACUCAGACGGGCAGACGCUCUAUACCAACCACUUCACCCAGGAGCAGUGGGUGAGGUUGGAGGACCAAUACGGGAAGCCCUACUUCUACAACCCACAUGACGCCUCUGUUCAGUGGGAGCUGCCCCAGGUUCCAGUCCCUGCCCCUCGAAGCAUCCACAAAUCCAGCCAGGACAGCGAGACCCCAGCCCAGGCCAGCCCCCCUGAGGAGAAGACCAAGACUCUGGACAAGGCCGGGGUGCUCCAUCGCACCAAGACGGUGGACAAGGGAAAGCGGCUCCGGAAGAAGCACUGGAGUGCGUCCUGGACGGUGCUGGAGGGCGGCGUCCUGACAUUCUUCAAGGACUCGAAGGCCUCAGCUGCAGGCGGCCUGAGGCAGCCUCCCAAGCUCUCCACCCCUGAGUACACAGUGGAUCUCAGGGGGGCCUCCCUCUCCUGGGCCCCCAAGGACAAAUCUAGCAGAAAGAACGUGUUGGAGCUGCGGAGCCGAGAUGGCUCAGAGUACCUGAUCCAGCAUGACUCCGAGGCCAUCAUUAGCACCUGGCACAAGGCCAUUGGCGAGGGCAUCCAGGAGCUGUCUGCAGAUCUGCCCCCGGAGGAGGAAAGCGAGAGCAGCAGCGCGGACUUCGGGUCCAGCGAGCGCCUGGGAAGCUGGAGGGGGGAGGAGGAGGCGCGGCCCGGUGCAGGCGCAGUCAUCCCGGAGAGCGACCUCAGCAGGGUCCGGCAGAGGCUCCGCAAGUUCCUGCUAAAGCGGCCCACGCUGCAGUCGCUGCGGGAGAAGGGCUACAUCAAAGACCAGGUGUUCGGUUGCGCGCUGGCCGCGCUGUGCGAGCGCGAAAGGAGCUCCGUGCCGCGCUUCGUGCAACAGUGCAUCCGCACCGUCGAGGCCCGGGGGCUGGACAUCGACGGCCUGUACCGCAUCAGUGGAAACCUGGCCACCAUCCAGAAGCUUCGCUACAAGGUGGACCAUGAUGAGCGCCUGGACCUGGAUGACGGGCGCUGGGAGGACGUCCACGUGAUCACUGGAGCCCUGAAACUCUUCUUUCGAGAGCUGCCGGAGCCCCUCUUCCCCUUCUCGCACUUCCCCAAGUUCAUCGCUGCCAUCAAGCUGCAGGACCAGGCCCAGCGCAGCCGCUGUGUGCGGGACUUGGUGCGCUCGCUGCCCGCCCCCAACCACGACACGCUGCGGCUGCUCUUCCAGCACCUGUGCCGGGUGAUUGAGCACGGCGAUCAGAACCGUAUGUCGGUGCAGAGCGUGGCCAUAGUGUUCGGGCCCACGCUGCUGCGGCCGGAGACCGAGGAAACGAGCAUGCCCAUGACCAUGGUGUUCCAGAACCAGGUGGUGGAGCUCAUCCUGCAGCGAUGCUCAGACAUCUUCCAGCCGCACUGACCUCGGGCCGCUAUCCCCAGCCCCGCAGCUGGUGCUGCGGCACGGGACUGGGCACCCCGACGCUGGUUCUGCCUUGGAAGCUGGACUGUUGGAGGCAGCUGGGCUGGACUCCUCUGUGAGACCCUCCGCCUCCCACCGGUGCAUAGGCUGGAGUGAAAUCUGCAUCCCUUGGUGCAGUAUGGUGACCCCUGGUGGGCAGUUUGCAAAAUGUGAUUCCCCCACCCCCACCCCCGCCUGUCCUGUUUGGGGCUUACUUGGGUUCUGUUCUUUAUUACAGUGACACCUAUUGUGUGUGUGAGAGAGAAUGUGCUGGGAUGAGACUGUUUUCCCCAAUGGUUGGUGCUGGAGGAAGGAGUUUGGAUGAGGGGCUUCUGGGCCUCAUCAGGCCUGCAAGUGGGGGGCCCCCCGGGGCAGGGGGUGUCAGUCCCAGAGCAGCCGCCUCCAGCGCCCCUGCUGCCUGGCUUGCCUCUGGCCUAACUCGUGCCUGACACUGUCCACAACCAACAUGGGCCAUUUCCAUCUGCUCCCCUGUUUCGGGCCAUGGCCUUCGCAGACCUACAGGUGUUGUGUGCACAGGUUCUUCACACUCAGUGUGUACCCUGCACCGGCCGCCUGACCCACACCAUCUCCACACACAGUCUCAUUGGACAAACAAAGAGAGGGAGGCGGUGGUGGCAGCAAAGUGACCUGCUCAGUGUCCCGUGGGCGGUCUGACUGCCCAGCUAGGGCUCCUCUCACACCACCGUCUCCUGGGAGGGCGCCGUCAGACCUUUCAGCACCCCCUCCCCUCCACACCCCCUGCACACCCCUCUGCCGGUUCUGCUUGGGCCUGGGGACAUCCUGAAGGCAAAUAGGACACCUGCCGUGGCUGUUCUUAGCCCAGAGGGGAAAUAGUGCUGGUGGGAGCUGCCUAGCCCUUCUCAGCACCCUGGCUGUCCAGCUGCCUGCCAGGGGCCCACCUUGCCCUAAGGAGCUGGGAGAGGCCUGCAGGGCUGGGAGAAGGCGGGUACAACCUCUGGAAAGGAAGCGUGAACCCUGAGGCCAGCGAUGCCCUUUCCCACCUCACACACAAAGCACCUCAGCUUCUGGGUCUCAUCCCCCUGCCCCACCUACCGCUCGUCUGUUCAACAGUAAUAGCUACUAUUUAUUGACAUUUCACCCUGCCAAGCAUUUCACUUGAAUCAUCUCGUUCGUCUCUCACAGCCAGUAUUUAUUCUUUGCUCUUCUGUGCCAGGUGCGGUGCUCGGGGGCAGGGGUACGGCGCGGGCCGCCUCUUGGGUGGGGCGUGUGCUCGGUGGCUGACCCGCGUCCCCCCAAAUGCCAACAGGGCCGGGACAAGAAUACAGAUGGUCGCCUCACACCAUCCAUGGACAUACUGUAAACCUACAAAUCAAGUUCUAACUGUUAAAUAAAAUGUGUUCUAUUCUCCUA